CGCGGCGGCGGCACGUGGCGGGGCGCGGCGCCGCCCGGUUCCGCUCCUGCCCCGCGGGGGCCGCGCCGGUACCGGGCGUGCGGCCGCCGCCUGCGCCGGGGACUGGCAACGAAAAAUCCUGUGUCAGGAUCCUAUUGAGUAAGGUGCCUUGGCAUCCAGCGUGUUAGCUGAAUGAAUCCCUGCCAGACUUGGUCAUGCGACAGCACUCCGGCUUCCCGAUAAAGUGAGUUAACCGACUGCUUGCCUAAGGAGCCACUAUAGGAACUGCUGACCCUCCCUGCCUGGAGCUAAUCUGCGACCUUGCUGAUUGAGAUAAUCCAGGCUCUACCGACACGAGCAAGCGACAAGAACUGUGGAAUUCCAGUAAAACACUGCAUGCCCUUGACCUGUUGUUAGUACAUCUGCUUUGCUCCUGCUGAAGACAUCAAUGGCUGAAGUCCUGUGUACAGAGGACGUGUAACUUGUGUCCUGGUGUUGCAGAAUCAACAUCAAGCAUCAGGAACGUGCUCCUCUUUGUGGGAAGGUCUGGUUCCCUGUGAGGUGCAGGGAGAUGUUUACCUACCAACCUUUUCUCAGAAGUUACUUCUUGGAACAAAAAGAUUCUAUUUCAGGUAUGUUGCAGUGGAUCUGAAGGUGAUACAAGAAAGCAUUCUACUGUGCUACAGGCUCCUCGAAAGAGAAGCCUCCUGGCAAGGCAACCCUGAAGAUGUGGACUGCCGUUGUAUUCUUCCUGCUGUUUUCCUUCUGUAUAUGUGAGAACCGAUUUCCUGUCCUGAAAGGAAGAGGAGUCCAUAUAGUGCAGAUAAACAGGCUGACAACUGAAAGGCAAUGCAGGCAGGCUUGUAAAGGCUCAGCUGCUUCAGGUAACCAUCACUGCAACUGGUCUGUGCCCUACCAGAAUCACUGCAUCCUGUUGCAGUGCCACCAGCUAAGUGUGUGCCAAAAUGCUGAAGACCAAGAAAUCAAAGAUCUGCUUGGAGAAAUCAUCUUUGGGGAAAGGGAAACAGUCCAGUUUCACCCCCAAAGCUAUGCACAGAAAACAAAGAGGAUGGUGAAGGCACAGAUUGAACAAUACAACAGAGAGAACCAAUUUUCCUCCACCGCUCAGGCUCACAAGGUUUACUUGAGGCAGUUGGCUGCGACUGCAGGUUAUCCUGAAGCAUCAAACACAGAAAGACCUGCAAGCAGCGUUACUACCACCACCACAACUGUCAGUGCUACCACAGUUGUAACAACAGCGGGUACAAGUGCAACAACUGUCCCUGGGGAAGCUAAUAAAACUACCAAAGCCUCAAAUACUUCGGGAGUGAACCUUCUUACCACCAUGUCCACCACUGUCCCUUCUCCCACUCCUGCUAAGGACACUGCUUCCACUUCCAGGAGUAUCAGCAAGCUCCUGACCACCACUGAAAAAUUAGGAAAUAAUAGCUUUAGCUCAGUAUCAGCCUCCUCUUCUACUCCCAUCACUGCCACUGCUGGAGCAGAUACUCAAACGAAUCGCACCAAGCAGUUUAGCACAGCCACCAACAUGAUCAGUGCUCCCCACCCCAGUAGCCUCAAUACUGUUGGAACUACCCUGAAAACACCGAGCACAACAUCAACCACGCUCACCAGACAGGAUGCAGUGACAUCUUCCACUGCUUCUACUCGUGCUGCUACGUUCAGCCCCUCGGUGAGUCCACAUUCUGCGAAUUCAACAUUCUCCAUGUUGCCAGAAACAAAUAGAGCUCCAACAUCCUCGAGUGAAUCAACCUCUUCUCAGGGUCCUACGAGAGGUGCCAUGGGUUUACCUAGUGGCCCUACAGCAGAAGCUACAACUGGGCAUGAAAUAAAGUCAGUAUCUCUUACUCCUUCAAUUAAACAUACAACCACCACUUCAGCAAACACACCUGGAACAACAACUUCAAACAUUGCAGAGACUCAGGACACAAAUAAUGACUAUCUUCUCAUUGCUGCGGAGCCUCUGACUCAGUACUUAGUGGAUAAAAGUUCGCUUCUUGCAGUGCUUUUAUUUGGUACAGUUUUUUUCAUAACUGUCAUAGUCCUUUUCCUUAUGCAGGCUUAUGAAAGUUACAAAAAGAAGGAUUAUACACAAGUGGAUUACUUGAUCAAUGGCAUGUAUGUGGACUCAGAGAUGUGAAAGGGUAGGGAUAAAGCAAUAGGCAGAAGAGAUUGAAAGGCCUACCUGGCUUGUUUUUCUUUCCCAAUUGCCUAUAACAGAAACUGAAAGUGCUUCCAAAUUUAAUUCUGGUGCAAUUUAGGAGAAAUGCCAUGUACUGUAUUAAGAAAAAUAUAUAUUUUUUAUUCAACUGCAACAAGUUGCUGUAAAAAAUAGUCAUUUUUAAAACCUUUCCAUAAUGUACUAUAGCUUUGAUCAUUAUUUUUCAUUGUAAAUUACCUAUCUUACCUAUCAAGGGGUAAGCCAUCAUCCUCUGAAAAUGAUGUGGCACUUUUUCAACUGUUUACAUUGCAAAUUUAUCAUGUUUCAUUAUUUUCAUGUGUGUUCCUUUUUGAAAACAAAACAGAGGAUGCUCUCACCUUUUACAAAAUACUCUGAAAUCACUCGAUGAGAAGUGUGAAGUAUUGCUACAAUGGGGAACUUUUAAUCUAAUGUGUGUUGUAUUUCGGUACGCUUCUAGCUUGUAAAAAGAGGUCUGUUUACAAGGCAUUGUAAACACUGUUUACUGCUAAUCCAAGAUACUUUUUUCACUAGGGAGCAGAUUACUGUGCAUCUUCAUUUACAUGAUCUUAUUUUUGUAUUCACUCAAUAAAUGGAGCCCUGAAAAGGGCAUAUCUUAUUGCA
Molecule: messenger RNA, 2803 nt
Organism: Anas platyrhynchos (mallard)
Lineage: Eukaryota; Metazoa; Chordata; Aves; Anseriformes; Anatidae
Source: RefSeq, a predicted model, not a curated record